Lacerta agilis (Sand lizard) is the source of this 2790-nucleotide messenger RNA. It is a transcript of the gene RPS6KA5, whose product is annotated as ribosomal protein S6 kinase A5. Gene Ontology annotation, biological process: regulation of DNA-templated transcription; protein phosphorylation; intracellular signal transduction. The transcript has 16 exons. The record is from RefSeq and is a predicted model, not a curated record. The coding region runs from base 135 to 2297 and encodes 720 amino acids. Lineage: Eukaryota; Metazoa; Chordata; Lepidosauria; Squamata; Lacertidae. Gene Ontology annotation, molecular function: ATP binding; magnesium ion binding; protein serine/threonine kinase activity.
CAAACCUGACUGGUCAUGUAGAGAAGGUGGGCAUUGAGAACUUUGAACUGCUGAAAGUUCUUGGGACAGGAGCUUAUGGGAAGGUGUUUCUAGUCAGGAAAAUAAGUGGUCAUGAUGCUGGCAAGUUAUAUGCCAUGAAGGUUUUGAAAAAAGCAACAAUAAUCCAAAAAGCCAAAACAACUGAACAUACGAAGACUGAACGACAAGUACUAGAACACAUACGACAGUCUCCAUUUUUGGUGACUUUGCAUUAUGCAUUUCAGACAGAUUCAAAGCUUCAUCUUAUUUUGGAUUACAUAAAUGGAGGAGAACUUUUUACCCAUCUUUCACAAAGAGAGAGAUUUACUGAAGAUGAGGUACGAAUAUACAUUGGAGAGAUUGUAUUAGCACUUGAACACCUGCACAAGUUGGGAAUUAUAUAUCGUGAUAUAAAACUUGAGAAUAUUCUACUUGAUUCUGAUGGCCAUGUGGUACUGACUGACUUUGGCUUGAGUAAGGAGUUUGUUAGUGAUGAAAAUGAAAGAGCAUAUUCCUUCUGUGGAACUAUAGAAUAUAUGGCUCCAGAUAUUGUCAAAGGAGGGGAGACAGGUCAUGAUAAGGCUGUUGAUUGGUGGAGUCUAGGUGUUCUUAUGUAUGAAUUAUUAACUGGAGCAUCACCUUUUACUGUUGAUGGGGAGAGAAACUCACAAACUGAGAUAUCUAGGAGAAUAUUGAAAAGUGAACCUCCUUAUCCCCAAGAAAUGACUGCUCUAGCCAAAGAUAUAAUUCAAGGUCUUCUGAUGAAAGAUCCCAAGAAAAGACUGGGCUGUGGUUCAAAUGGUGCUGAUGAAAUAAAACAGCAUCCCUUCUUCCAGAAACUGAGUUGGAAUGACUUGGCUGCCAAAUUAGUGCCAGCUCCUUUUAAACCAGUAAUUCGUGAUGAAUUGGAUGUUAGUAACUUUGCAGAGGAGUUUACAGAAAUGGACCCAACAUAUUCUCCAGCAAGCACACCACAAGCUGCAGAUAAGCUUUUCCAGGGAUACUCCUUUGUUGCUCCUUCUAUCUUAUUCAAACGUAAUGCAGCCACUAUGGAUCCUGUUCACUUCCUGACAGCAGUGGACCGACCUGGAAUUACAAGUAUUGCCAGGAGUGCUAUGAUGAAGGACUCUUCAUUUUAUCUUCACUAUGAACUGGACCUGAAAGAAAGACCACUGGGAGAAGGAAGUUUUUCCAUCUGUCGAAAAUGCUUACACAAGAAAACUAGCCAAGAAUAUGCAGUAAAAAUAAUUAGUAAAAGGCUAGAAGCCAACACUCAGAGAGAAAUAACAGCUUUAAAACUUUGCGAAGGACAUCCCCAUAUCGUGAAGCUGCAUGAAGUUUACCAUGAUCAGCUCCACACUUUUCUAGUAAUGGAACUUUUGAAAGGAGGAGAAUUACUUGAACGUAUCCAGAAAAAGAAGCACUUCAGUGAAACUGAAGCUAGUUAUAUAAUGCGCAGACUUGUUUCAGCGGUGAGCCACAUGCACGAUGUAGGAGUAGUCCACAGAGACUUAAAACCUGAGAAUUUAUUAUUUACAGAUGAAAAUGAUAGUUCAGAAAUAAAAAUAAUUGAUUUUGGAUUUGCCCGCUUAAAGCCACCUGACAAUCAGCCUCUUAAAACGCCGUGUUUUACCCUUCAUUAUGCUGCACCAGAGCUCUUAAAUCAUAAUGGUUAUGAUGAAUCAUGUGAUCUCUGGAGUUUGGGAGUCAUUUUGUAUACAAUGCUCUCAGGACAAGUACCCUUCCAGUCUCAAGAUAAAAAUGUAACAUGCACAAGUGCAUUGGAAAUUAUGAAGAAAAUUAAGAGAGGAGAGUUCUCUUUUGAAGGAGAUGCUUGGAAGAAUGUCUCUCAGGAAGCCAAAGAUUUGAUACAAGGACUUCUUACAGUGGAUCCAAAUAAGAGAAUUAAAAUGACCAGUUUGAGAUACAAUGAAUGGCUUCAAGAUGGUAGCCAACUGUCAUCCAACCCGUUAAUGACUCCAGACAAUUUAGGAUCUUCAGGAGCUGCUGUACACUCUUAUGUCAAAGCAACCUUCAAUGCCUUUAACAAAUACAAGAGGGAAGGAUUUUGCCUACAGAAUGUUGACAAGGCACCUCUUGCAAAAAGAAGGAAGAUGAAAAAAACAAGUACAAGUACCGAGACUCGCAGCAGUUCCAGUGAAAGUUCUCAUUCUUCUUCUUCUCAUUCGCAUGGUAAAACUACUCCUACAAAGACCCUGCAGCCAGCAAAUCCUGCAGACAGCAAUAAUCCAGAGAGCAUCUUCCAAUUCUCUGACUGAAAAACAGAGAUUUGUUCUGAUGAAGAAUUUGCUGGCGUAUGCAUUCCUUUAAAAAGAGUGUUUAUAUGUGUAUGGAAAAUCCAACUGAUACCCUUGUAGUGAUGGAAGGACUUCUGAACCAGUGGAGGUUUCCACUAAAAUAGGAGGAGAGGCAUUCAUUAACUCUAUUCUGGAGUGUCCCCCAACUCUGGUGCAGAUUCUUGGGGUGGGCACUGGAGGCUGAGAUGGGGAACUCAGUAAGAAUUGAAUCCCAUCUAUUCUGUUAGCAAAGCCUCUGCUGGAUCAAAAAUCCUUCCGUAAGCACACGAUCACUUGUUGGAUUCUGCCCAUAGCUUAUAGGUACACAUUUUAUUUUCUAUUCUUUUGUUUCAGUCCUAGUCUGAAAUAGGACAUGUUAAAAUACUGCUGUGGUUAUAACCAGCAUUGAAGUUGUUGAAGCUAUUAAUGAACAAAGCUUGGGGUGGAAUUCAACAUCAUGCUAAUAAAUGUUUUU